AUGAAUCCGUUAGUGGUGGCGGUGUUGCGUGGUUGGAGCGAUCGUACGACGCUGCUGCUGUUGCUGUUCGUGCUGAUCGUGUGCGGUCAGCCCGGUGCAGGCGAGAUGCGUAAAUCUUGGCAGGCGAAAAGUGUGGACGUGCAGGUUCAGCUGCUGAAGGCAGCCCGGACGAUCGAAGAGUCACCGGGUGCGAAACCACCGGAAACGAUCGUCCCGUCCACGGAGGAACCCGCUGGCCGGAGUGACUCCACGGGUUCGGAGGCAACGACUGGAGUGGUGACGCCCGGUGAUGAGCCACUGGGAGUAGCCAAGCUGUCCACACAGUUUAGUAGCCGGGUGCGGAGUAAAAAUGGUUCCCUAAGUCCGACCACUGGUCCGGUUAAGGUUAGUGACCCAGAUCCGGAACCAGCGGACCGGUCCGUUCCGUUGCACCUGGAGCACCAGAUGGAGGAGAUCCAGGUGGAUGACGCUACGGUACAGGAUGAUGAUGAGGAAGAGGACGAUGAUGAUGACGACGAGGACACUCUCGGGUGGGAUGGAACGGGUGGCAAAGACAAACAACCGGAGCACGAUCUGAUCGACAACAUCCUCGAGGAGGUGAACGAACGGAUGAACCAACCAACCGACGACAGUCAGGAAGCCAAGGAGACGAGCAAGGACUCGAUCGUCGAUGGUAAAGUGAAGAAGUACACGUUCCCACCGGUGCUGAACAUGACGAUCGAUGAACCGAACAGUAUCGUGAAGGUGAAGCUGAACCACGACAUCGUGCGUGAUAUGAUCAACACCGGUCGUAGCGGUGGUGGUGGUAUCGGUGGUAAGAAGAUGCUCCGGUACGUGAUACCGCUCUUCAUUCUGCCGUUCCUUAUCCAGUCCGCCGUCAUACCGUUCAUGCUGACGGCCGUGAAGCUGUUCCUGCUCAAGUCGCUGAUGGCGGGCAAGGUGGCCAUCUUCCUGCUGCUGCUCGGGGCGUUCAAAAACUUUACCAAAAAGGAGCGCGACGUGUACGUGAAGGAUGUGCCCGAUCGCCGGUACGAACCGUCGAGCGAAGGGUUCGCCUAUCUGGCCGAGGGCCGGCCAAGCAACUGGGUGAACUAG
This is a messenger RNA of Anopheles aquasalis, 1095 nucleotides long. It is a transcript of the gene Osi22, whose product is annotated as Osiris 22. The record is from RefSeq and is a predicted model, not a curated record. NCBI's taxonomy places the organism in Eukaryota, Metazoa, Arthropoda, Insecta, Diptera, Culicidae.